AUGAGAUUGUUUUUGUAUGAGAAUAUAAAAGGCUAUUUAUCAUCUUUCUCUCUUAUGCUUCAAAAUUCUACCUGUGUGGCCGUUGAACUUGAAGAAACCAAAUGUUCUGAGGCUCCUACUCCUGAUUCACCGUUGGUAUCGUCUCCUAACUUGUCAUCAUUUUCACUAAAUUUAAAUGAGGAUGUUGCAAGUGAGGCUACAUCAUCACAACGACCUAUUAGGGUAAAGAAAGCAAAAUUGAAGAGAAAAUUUGAUGAAGAUUACGUGAAAAUGAUCCAAUCGGAUAAUAGUCGGCUUGUUGAGGCGAUGGAAAAGUCAAGUAACUCAAGAAAUGAAGCUUCGAGACAAAAAGAAUUCAAAGAAGAAAAUAAAAUUUUAUUGACGAAGUUGAAUUCCAUUGACGAUCCAAAUCUUCGUGAAUUUUUGCAACAAGAACAAAAACGAAUAAUCGAUAAAAGAAGUCAACAAUUUUAACAACCACAAGUACAACAAUCUUCUACCC
This is a messenger RNA of Nicotiana tabacum (common tobacco), 502 nucleotides long. NCBI's taxonomy places the organism in Eukaryota, Viridiplantae, Streptophyta, Magnoliopsida, Solanales, Solanaceae. The record is from RefSeq and is a predicted model, not a curated record.